Messenger RNA from Volvox carteri f. nagariensis, 9768 nucleotides. RefSeq lists its product as uncharacterized. The record is from RefSeq and is a predicted model, not a curated record. Lineage: Eukaryota; Viridiplantae; Chlorophyta; Chlorophyceae; Chlamydomonadales; Volvocaceae. The transcript is spliced from 35 exons. Gene Ontology annotation, cellular component: cytoplasm; nucleus. The coding region runs from base 1 to 9768 and encodes 3255 amino acids. Gene Ontology annotation, molecular function: protein serine/threonine phosphatase activity.
AUGGAAGAAGUCCAAGAGCUUAUUUUGGAAGCCAGGGACCUAAUGGAGGCCGACCGCACCUUGCUCCACGUUCCCGCGCCGUGCCGCGUGGUCUCCGAUUUGCAUGGUCAGUUCGCGGACCUCAUGCGAAUAUUCGGUUGGUGCGGCGCACCAGACGGAAGCAUCCCGUGGGUCUUCAUGGGUGACUACGUUGACCGAGGCUGCAACAGUGUUGAGGUGAUCCUCCUGUUGUACGCACUCAAGAUCAAGUGGCCGCGAGAGAUCAUCCUCUUGCGCGGGAAUCAUGAGAUCAUGAACAUCAACAAGUGCUACGGCUUUCGCACCGAGUUGAGCCGCAAGUGGGGUUCCCGUCGUGGCGAAGCGUUAUUCAAUGCAUUUAACGACUCUUUCGACUACAUGCCCCUGGCCGCAAUUGCGGCGCCCCCAGGCUACAAAGGCGACCUGGAGCCGUGCGUCCAGGAUGCAUCUGAGUUCAUGCCAAGCCGCUACCUGAUUGUGCACGGCGGCAUAGGGCGAUUAGAGAGCUUGGAUCAAAUCAGCAGCGUUGAGCGCCCCGUACGCACAGGAACCGGCGAUAUCAACGAGCUGAUCAUGCUCGAGCUGGUCUGGUCCGAUCCAGCUCCAAGCGAUGAGCACAACGGCUUGCUCACCAACAAGCGCGACAACCACAGCGGAAGCAUUGUCUGCUUUGGCGCUGAUCGGGUUGAGAACUUCUGCCAGCGCAACAGCAUCACCGCCAUUCUGCGCGGCCAUGAAUGCAUCGACGAGGGCAUGGAGCUUGCUUUUGGCGGCCGUGUCGUCACCUUUUUCUCCGCCGUCAACUAUGGCGGACAGUCUGCCAAUCACGGCUGCAUCUUGCACUUGGCGCUCACCGCAGGCGAAGACGAUCAACCUACCAUCGAGGUCCAGCCUAUUCGCUUGGAAGCAAAGAAGCGCCAUUUAAUGUAUUACGAGCCUGGAGAGGAUUCUACUGACGACGGCGACUUGACGGACUACGAGCCCGACCAGGACCUCCUCGAGACACGAAUUACUCCGAACAAGCGCCUGGCGCAGCGGCAGAUACGCUUCCAGCCCUUGGCUGAAGCCGAUGCACCAGUGGCUGCGGGCACGUUGGUCUCAGCCAGUUCAAAAGUAACCGAGGAGUCCGGUCACUGGAGCUGCGACGAGGCCCUUGAUGGAGCUUCAGGUUCACUACCUGCCCAUGUGAGCGAUCCUGGGGGAUUGCUCAAUAUCCCGAGAAGCCAAGAAGCCGAAGCCGUGGGAUCGCACUGUGAAGCAGGUGCAAAAGGCAGCGUCGACAGUGACACGGCGUUGCUGAGCCUGGCAGCGGCGGCAUGUCACCCCUGUUCGGCCGGCGAACCCUACCUGCCCGUGCGAUGCCUCUCGGACCUAGAGCAUGCCGCUGCAGCCGCCGACAAGGACUUGAAAAUUGCUCGCGCAUACCUGUUAAAUAUGAUGGUCCAGUCUGGGGCCUUCAAGUACCUUCUGUGUCAGUCAGUGUGCAGCGCCGUUUACGAGGCAGCGCGGGAAACAGCAAUUUCGUCCUCAGACGCCUGUUUGGGCAUCGCGGCGAGCUCUUCCAAUGCCGCACAUCCGAAGCCAGAAUUUGUCGUGUUGUCGUGCGAGGGUGUCUGGGUCGACGAGGACAUGCAAGAUGUCGACGACCAGGCGCAGUGGCAGAGCUCCCGCGCUGACCAAGGAAACUUGACAUUGUUCAGAACACCGAGCAGGUCCAAGGCUCAAGGUCCUAUCGCGUUCCCAUUUCAAGUCCCUGUGCAGGAGAUUCUAACGCCUUUUUCACUAGCAUGCGAGACGAAGUACGCGAAGCUGGCAUGUAUUGCCAUAAGCUCCUUUCAAAAAUUGCUCGCGAAUGAUGCUGUUUCAAUUAGGGGCCGCUGCGAUAUUAUCAAGGCUCUCCAAGCGGCCGAGCGCUUAAAUGACGAAAGCGUCAAGCUUCGCAUUCUUCAGGCCAGCCUUACAAUUAUUCAAAGCCCAAGCUUUGCAGACGAGCAGGACGCCAUACAACAACUGCUGUCGCUGGUAUUUCGCGUUUACGUUAACAACAAGUCUAACUUUGCGGUGCACAGCACUGCGGCAGCCACCAUACGGCAGGCGGUGGCAUUGGUGUUUGAUCACUCCCUGCUUCCCAGCCGAGCCCCGGCGACCCCCACGCCGCCCUCCCUAUCCACACCCAUAAGGAGCGUCACCUCAUCAAGCGGCGCGAACAGUCCGGGGCCGCCGCAACCAGGCGCAGCACCUAGCAGCUCGGCUGCAGCAGCAGCAGCGAUUGCUGCUGUCAUUGCCAGUAUCCCUGCCACUGCGGAGGGAGGUCCAGCUCCCGGCCGGGAGGUGGUGCCGGUGCUGCUGCUGGAGGAGAUGAUGGGCUGGCUGGGGGCCAGGGAUGGCAAGGAGCUGGGCUGGGUGCAGCUGCAGCCGCGCGGCGGCAACCGGGUGGACCGCACCUUCCUGCUGGAGAUGCUGGAGGCGGUGCUGCUGCAGCGCUCUGCUGCCGUCCACAGGCUGCCGGGACUGGUGCAGUGCGUCAAGACCAAGGUUGCUGCCGCAAUCAACGGCCUGCUGGACAGCGCCUGUGACCGCCUGGUGGAUCCCAACGAUGCGGUGGAUUGCCGCCUGGUGGUGCGCUGCGCUGCCGCCCUGGUUCGCCGCCACCACGACCUGGCACCCGAGCGGGCCGCAGCCAUGGUGGUGCGGCUGGCGGAGACGGCGGGCAGUGUAGGGCGACCUGGCGCGGCUCACCGCUGGCAGCGUUUCAUGGCGUUCCAGGCGCUGCGGGGUUUGCUGGCGGACCCGUCAUUGCUGUACAGGUUGCACCACAUGACCCUGCCAUCGCCGCCCGCCGACAAGCACGCGGGCGCGGCAGCGGCCACCACUGCCGGGUCCGGAAAGGCAGCUGGCGCCGCGGCGGGGGGGGAGGCCGCCAACGGUGACUUGGCCAGCGGCGGCGUGGGAAGCGGAACCGGAGGCGGCGGUGGCGGUGUGUUGCCCGCCGUGAUUCAGUCCAUUCACGACGCUCUGCGGUGGUACGUUCGUACGGCCAUUGAGACGCCCGAGGAUGACGUGGUCGCGGCACUGGGUAACUUGUACUUCCAGAGGGCGAUGGGGGCGCGAGACGCGGUGCAGGAGACUGAGGCAUUCGGCACCAACCUGGCUCAGGGCAGUGAGGUGGUGGUGGCCCACCUGGCCCUCGAGUGUGUGCUGGCGAUGGUGGCGGCCACGGAGGCGCUCACGGACGUCGUGGUGCUGCCUGCGGAGCCGGGGAUGCCCUCACCCAAACUCAUCACUCGCGACACGCCCGACGUGCGAUGCGCGGCUGUGGCGGGUUUGGUUUCGGAGCUGUGGCGCUGCGUGCUGGGUGUGUGCAACACGUUGCUCGCCCGAGCCAGUCACGAGGUUCUUGUGGGGCUGCUGGUGCGGGGUCUGCAGGGCAUGACCUACAGCGCGGGCGCACUGGGGGUUAUGGACGCCCGUGACGCGCUGCUGCAUGCGCUGUGCGCCCACACGCUGCUGCCGCCGGGGGAGGAUGACGUGGCGGCACUGGCGGUGUCCACGGCGGGCGGUGGUGCUGGCGCUGGCGGCUUGUUGUCUGAUGACCGGAGCGUCGGCGGCUCAGCGCGCCGCCUCGCAAGUGUCGCAGCAACACCACCUCCCGUCUCGACAGGAUCAUCCGCCGUCGUCGCUGCUGCUGGCGGCGGCGGCGGCGCCAGCGGCGGGUCUCGUCCUGCCCCCGGCUUCCUGACCGCUCUGCUGGUGGAGCGCUCGGCCUCCUCCGUCCGCGUGGUGCUGACCCCUCGCAACAUCGCGGCGCUGCGGUCCCUGUUUAACCUGGCUCACCGCCUGGCGGAUGGUCUGGGCAGCUGCGGGUGGCUGUACGUGGUGGAUGCGGUGAACGCACUGGACCGCAUCCUUGCCUCCCCGCACACCACCACGGCGGCGUACCUGCUGGAGACGGGUGGCGAGGGGGAAAUUGUCGUCGGCCUGCAGCCCAUGGGGUCAGCGAUGAUGUCCGGAGCGGGAUCAGGAGCGGCUGGGACGGCGGCAGGCGGCGGGGUCACCGGCGCUGGCGGGUCGGCAGCGGCAGCUGCCGCAGCCGCUACCGCUGCCUCUGCCGCCGCCGCGGCGGCGGCGGCAGCAGCAGCAGCAGCUGCUGGCGACGGUGGGCCCGACGACAGCUCCACUACUGCUCAGCGCGAGCUCCGCAUCCUGGCCUCCGCCGCCGACCAGUUGUUUGAGAACAGCCACCACAUGUCCCCAGAGGCGGUGGUGUCGUUGCUGUCUGCGCUCGCCGACAUAUCCCACCGUACACUGGCUGGGCUGGGGCUCCUGGCCGGCGGCGGCACCGCGGCCGCAGCAGCUGCCACGUCAGCGCCUGCGCCCCUCCUGCCGAACGGCGGUUCCAUGGGACCUGCAUCGUCGGCGACUUCGGCUGCCCCCGCGGCGGCUACUGCCGCUGCAGCUUCCGCUGGUGCAGCAGGCGGCGGCGGCGGUGGACCGUUGAGCCCCGUCGCGGCCGCCGCUGCGGCUCCUGGCCCUGUGCGGUUGUGCGCACUCAACCGCAUGGUCGACACGCUUCUCCACAACUUGUGGCGAGUUCAGGAUUUGUGGGGAAUCUUCCUGGCGCAUGUGCUGGAGGUCCUGGCCAGCAGCAACGUCCAGGUUCGCGCAGCUGCGGUAGACGCCCUGGACCGCACCAUCACCGGCGCCCUCAACCCCGACUUGCACGUGCCUGACAAAUUCACGGCGCCACUGCCCGCGUUGGAAGACGCUUUCCUGCCGUCGUACGCAGCCGCCGGGGCCACCCGGAGAACGCUGAUGACCAGCUUUCCGUCGUACGGACAGUCGCCGGGUGGCGCCGCUGCCGCCGCCGUUGCCGCGGCGUCGCCGGGUGGUGGCGCUGGUGUCGCCGCUGGCUCUCCGGGGUCGCGCCGGACGUCGAGAGACGCGGGUUUCGGAGCCGGCCGCGGGUUCAGCGCGGGCAGCGGCUACACCGCCCACGGCGCGCCGGUCGUCACGUCGACGGCGACGACGACAGCGUCCCCGCUACCGCCGCCGCCGCCAGGGCGGCGCGUUAGCGGCAGCGGCGGCUCCGCGCGUCCCUCCACGGACUUGUCCUCCCUCCACACGCCGCUCCCCGCGGGACUACCGCACCCGCCGCCGUCGUCCCUUACCACCAGCCCCGCCGUCAACCCGGCCUCCACCUCCGCCGCCGGCACCUCCACCUCCCCCUUCGCUCACAGCCUCAAUGCCGCCACCGCCGCCGCCGCCGCCACCACUGCCAACCCCCUCGUUGCCAACCGCGGUGUGCAGCAGUCGGCGCAGCGUGAGGACGUGCAGCACAUGCUGCUGGUGGCUCUAGAUUCGCUGUACCGGGAGGGAGGCCGCUCGCCAGAUGUACGACAUGGACUGCUGCGCAUCGCGCUGCAUGUACUGCAGCACCAUGGCGACGGCCUGACCCGGGGCUGGGUGCCAUUGCUACGUCUGCUGGACGCCGUACCCCGUGCGGGACAGGGCCCAGCGGAUGUGCGGCUGGGCUUCCAGGUUGUUGAGCUGCUGGCCACCGACUACCUGUCCAGCUCGCUGCCUAAGGAGCAUGUGGCCAAGGCACUGGAGGUCAUUGCCAAGUUCGCCACGCAGGACACUGUCCUGAACGUCUCCCUCUCCGCCAUCACCAUGCUGUGGAACGUCACCGACCACCUGGCUCGCAGCAGAGGCACCUUCUCCAAGGCGGCGGCGGCGGCGGCGGCUGCAGCAGCACACCAACCCAACCACCACAGCCAGCAGCACACCAAACAAAACCAACAGCGGCCAACAGCCACCACGGACACACCACCGGCUGCGGCCUCCACCCCCUCGGCGGCAGCGGCAGUGCCGCAGGCGUUGUCGCCCUCCCCCCCCGCGGGCCCCUUCGGCGGCGGCUCGUCCUCCCUGCUGUUCGGCGGCGACACGAUGUCCGGGGCCGCCGGGGAGAAGCAGAUGUCCCCCGCGUUUGCCGCCGCGCUGUCCUUCGCCCGGGGAGUGCCCUCGCUGCCCUCCGCGUCCUCACCCGACAGAUCGCCCUGGGCCCAGCUGCAACCACCACCGCAACCACCACAGCAGCCACAGACGCAGGGGCAGUCGCAGCAGCCGGUGGGAGCUGCGGGCGGGGGCUCGGGUCCAGGCACGGGGGCAUCAGCGGCCUUGGUGCCGGCCGGCGGGGGCAGCUACCCGCUACAUGACCUGGACGAGGCGGAAAGCAUCGCCAUGUUGAUGAUUGCGUUCCGCUCCCUAAAGACCCUGUCAGUGGACCCCCGGCCGGAGGCUCGCAACGCCGCCGUGCGGACGUUGUUUCUUGCUGUGGGCAGUCACGGCGGCAAGUUCCCCUCCGCCACCUGGCACCAGCUGUUCUGGUCCCUGCUGUUCGACCUGCUGCUCACCAUCCACCGCCUGUCCGCCACCAGCUCCGUCGAGGAGGCGGCGGCGGUGGAGUUGGGGAAGGAAAAAGGCGGGCGGUCCGUGGUGAUGUUGGUGCACCACAGCCGCAACAGCGAACAAAAGCAGUGGGACGAGACGCUGGUGCUGGCACUGGGCGGGGCGGCCAAGGUGGUGCGGUCCUACAUGGCGGUGCUCAGCGGACUGGACGUGUGGGCCCAGGCCUGGGAGCAGCUCAUGCAGCUGCUAGGGGAGCUGCUGUCCACGGGGCGAAAGGCGCUGUGCCUGGCCUCCACCAGCCUGCUCACCACGGUGCUGCAGACCCAUGGGUCGGGGCCGCUGGUUACUAAAACCAUGUGGCAGCAGACGCUCGCGGCGCUGGAUAGAGGCGUCAACGCAAUGGCCGCACCCAACACCUCCGCACCGCUACAAGCCCGGGCCGAGCUCCUCACCUGCAUCACCACGCUCUCCGCCCAGCUCCUGCUGUUGCGCGGUCCACGGCCGGCGGCCACCGGGACACCCGCCGCUACAGCCGCUGCCGCCGGAGGGGGAGGCCCCGCGGCUACUGCCAACGGCGAUGGCGGCGCCCCCAGCCCCGACCCGGAACAGCUUCUGCUCAUCUUACGAUGGCUAGACCGUUUCGCCCGGUACCCCGUGGGUUGCGACGACACGUCAUCCAUUCACUUCACCACCAUAGGGCCCAUUCAGAAGGCCGUGCUGGCGGCCCUAGCGGCGCUGCCGCCCGCAGCCGCCGCAGCGGGCGUGUGGCCGGCCGUGCUGAACGUGCUGUGCAACAUGCUACGUCCGUUCAGCACGCUGGCUCUGCGGCAAUACGCUCAGCAGGCGGCGGCAUUGCAGCAGCAACGUAAGACCUGCGGCCCAGUCCCUGGGUCCGCAUCAACCACCGGUGCGGACGGGCCUGCAACGACGACAUUAACACCAACACCACCAGCAGCAGCAGCAGCACCCCACCCCCCGACUACGACCUCCACGGGGCCCACCGCGGGUCCCUCCAACCCCCCCGACCCCACGUCCUCCCACAUCAGCGUCGCCACCGCCACCGCCACCGCCACCAGCAGCCGGGAGCCCUCCAUCCACAACCCGGUAGGGGCAGUAGCAGGGGCAGGUAGCUUGCCGGGUGCUGUCAGCAGUAGCAGCUCCUGGUUGGCGUUCGCAGCCACCGGCGAGGUGGUGGAGGCCCGGGCUAUGUCCCCCGUGUGGAUGGCGCGAGUGGUGGAGCUGCUGGCGACUUGGUACCGGGACCAUGUGUCGUGGCAGGUCCGUGUGGUGACCUUCCCGCUCCUGUCCGGGAGCGCCCCCUCCACCUCUCAGCAGCCGCCCCAGAGCUCUUUCACUCCGCAGCUGCAGCUCUACCCGGGGCCCGGGGACCCCGCGGAGGGCCCGGCCCUGGAGGAGCUGUGGCGGGCGGCGGCACGAGGGCUGAUGACGGUGGUGCAGUCGGGGCUGCCGUCCAUCAACAUAUGCAGCCAUCAGGGGCACAGCCAGGGUCAGGGUCACGGUCAGGUGCUGGUGCCGCAGUCCACCUGGCCCGCUCUGGCGCGGGCCUUCCAGAUGUUCUUCCUCGCCGCCAACCUGCCGCCACUGCUACAGCCCCCGCCGGAGGUGCAGCACGCACUCUCGUUAGCUGCUGCUGCCACCGGUGGUGGCGGCGGCAGCAGCAGCAGCGGUGCCGGCGCGGCGUACUUCCGCAACAUGAACGCCUCCGCCGAGCCGCCGCUGCCACCGCAGUCCACCGGCGCUGCCGCUGCCGCUGCUGCGGCCACAGCAAUGCCGGCCCCCUCUCUGGAGCAAGUCGCGGCGGAUCUGGAGAUUACGACUGCAGUACUGGACUGCCUCUCCGAAACGGUCCUGAGCUCUUGUCAGCACGCACCAGUCGAGAUGCGGCGAGCACUGAUUGAGGUGUUGGACGCGGGGGCCGCCUCCGUCGCAGCGCCCUCAGCAGCCGGCAUCGCCACCAGCGACCGGCCCUACGACGAGUCCUGCUUGCCGCCCACCAGCCGCCUCAGCCACGUGUGCCUGAACAAGCUCUACGUGCUGUGCAGCCGGGGACAGGACGCGCCCGUGCCCGAGCCGGAGGGUCGCGACCUGGCGCACCCGCCGGUGCCGGCGGCUAGGUCCCUAUUGGAGGUGGCCCAACUCGCGUUGCCGGUCUUCGUAACUCGCUGCGAGGCCGUCCUUCAUGACUACGCGCGAACCGAGCAGCGUGCCAGGCCAGGCGCCAGUGCGCCGUCGGGUACGGCCGCAACAGCCGCCGGGGAUUCCUCCGUGGUGAGCGGCGGCACCGGUGCUGCCGCAGCGAAUGCCGCUGGUGGCGGCGUCGGAGUGGAUGUUCAGGCCAUGCCGCUGGAGUUGACAACGGCAUCUUCGCGCGCGGUGACGUCAGCUGUUAUGCCGGCGGCGUUGCACGACAAGGCGCUGCACGUCCUGGAGCUGCUUCAACAACUUCGCGUGGUUCCAGCUGUGUCGGAUUCGCUGCUGCCGUCCCGUCCUCAUCUCCGUUUCUGGCUGGACGCGGUGCGGGCGGUGCGCUCGAACGCAGCCAUGCCGCCGCCAUCGCUGGCGGCCGGCGCAGCGGCGGCGGCUGCCGCCGCCGCGCCCGCCGCCGGCGCCGCUGCCGCUCUGCACUCCACUUCUAGUCUCGGAGGCUCCGGUAGCGGACUGGGCCCGGGGUCUGUACUGCAGAGCCCACCGGCGGCUUCCCGGCGCAGCAGCAGCGGCGUCGACCUCGUGAGCCCAGCGGCCGCCGCUGGCGGCGGCGGCGCCGCCCCGGGCUUGGCAGCGGGGCCGGAGCUGUCCUUUUCCAGCCUUGCCUUGCCCACGGGUCGAUCCACCCCUUCAUUGUCGUUCUUCUCGCGGACGUACAGCAGUACGGGUGCGCUGAUAUCGUCAGCAAUGGGCAUCGCAACCGGCAGCAGCGGCGGCGGCGGCAGCGGCAACAGCGCCGCCGUGCCUGUCGUGCCCGUCACCCCGCCCACGCGUACGAGUCUUGGUGACGGUGCUGCCGGCGCAGUCGCCGGCCACACGGGCGAACCCCGCAUGUCCGCUUUCAUGGCUCCCCGUAACGCGGCGACCGUGUUCGCUACUGCCGGGCCGGGGUCGGUCUCGGGGGCUGGGACCGGGCCCGGGCUGCAGCUGACGGGGAAGUCGCUGUGUGUAAAGGAGCAGCCACACCUGCCGGCGCUGUACGGCGUGCUGUGCGAGUGCAUCGGUAGCUCCGACCCUGUCGUACGUGCGGCUGUGCAGAGUAUGCUGACGGCACUAGGUGUCGGACUGGGGCUGUGCGUCGCAACACCGCUUCCGCCGCCACCGUUCUUGUUAUGA